Molecule: messenger RNA, 306 nt
Organism: Tetrahymena thermophila SB210
Lineage: Eukaryota; Ciliophora; Oligohymenophorea; Hymenostomatida; Tetrahymenidae
Product: transmembrane protein, putative
Exons: 1
Source: RefSeq, a predicted model, not a curated record
AUGCACUUUACAAUCUAGAUUCUAUUAACUUCAGAAAGUAAAUGUUAAUAUAGUCUAUUAUAAGCUAUUCAAAUAGGCUUUCAUCGAGUAAUUCUUUUUUGCCUACUUAUGGAAAUAAAAUUAUAUCAGUUCUUCAAGCUUCCUUAAAUAGUAAAUAUCAAACCCAAACUUACAAAGUCCUUAACUAUGUUAGCACAACUUUGCAAAACUAACAGCAAAAAAUUGCGAAUUAAAACAAUAAUAAUAAAUUAUUUAAUAAUAACGAUAUAGUUCAAUAGAAUUUGGUUGAUUGCUUUAAAAUAUUGA